Molecule: messenger RNA, 2965 nt
Organism: Phymastichus coffea
Lineage: Eukaryota; Metazoa; Arthropoda; Insecta; Hymenoptera; Eulophidae
Product: E3 ubiquitin-protein ligase RNF19A-like
Exons: 13
Coding region: 669-2957 (762 amino acids)
Biological process (GO): protein polyubiquitination; ubiquitin-dependent protein catabolic process; positive regulation of proteasomal ubiquitin-dependent protein catabolic process
Cellular component (GO): ubiquitin ligase complex; cytoplasm
Molecular function (GO): zinc ion binding; ubiquitin protein ligase activity; ubiquitin conjugating enzyme binding
Source: RefSeq, a predicted model, not a curated record
UCAGUUGUGUUUUAUAAUGUGUCUCGCUUUCUUGCGAUCGCUAGAAUUGUUAAAGACGUACGGGUAGUGAGCUACUGUCGUCACUUGUCACUCUCGUCAUUUACAGCGCACAAGAAGGAGACAAAAAAUAAGUGAGAAAGAAAGACGCAACGCCUCUAUUCUACAGAUCGCGGGGUGGGGUAAACGCUCUUCUGGAACUUCUUGACCAGCCGCAGCUAGCGAAGUAAUAGAGUAGUAGUGGAUACGCACUCGACGCGUAAACAUCGAAAGCUGUUUUCAAUAAAUACGCGUGUGUCUAAUCAGAGUCAGAGAGAGAGAGAAAGAGAUCUCUGGACUUUGCACAUAUUUUCUGACUCAUCAGCCAACCGCACUACUGACUACUUGUCAUCGUUUAGAACAGCCAGCAUUUCGUCACGUUUUCAUUUGCAGAGAAAUUUGUCAGGGACUUUUUUGGGAAAGCUAAGUGGUGUGUGGACUACAUGUUUUGUCGAAGGCGAACGUACGACUGUUGAGUGUAAAUUGAGAAAGAAAUUUAUUCGUUAAGUGGCCUAUAGUUCGCACUUAGGGUCUGCACUCUUCCAUGCAGAUUUUGUAAAUAAGUGACUGUGUAAUUGCAUACUUAUCUCUGAGAGACAAGUAUGACAGUUUGGUGAAAUAAUUAGGAAAGAAUGCUUAAAGACGUUGAAGCUGGAUCAGGAGGAUGCAGCGGUAUAACUUCCAGACCAAGGAGGUUGAUUCCACGAUUCUCAUUAAGAAGGUUGCUAUAUACAAGUCCCUUAAUCGGUCGACGUAUCUCCAGACCAUCUACUUCAAGCAACAAAAGUGGAAAAGGCAGGGACACUAUAACCAAAUCCCCUGAUACAGAAAGAGGUCAAGCCAAGACUAGCUCUAGCCAUACACAGUAUCACAAUGUAGAUUUACAAAGAGCUUCCAGUAAAGGAUCAGUUUUAUCAACUGCAGGAAAAAGUACUGAAAAUGGAACAAUGGAGUGUCCUUUAUGUUUAGCUGAACUUCCAGUAGAAUUAUUUCCUAUAAUACAGUCAUGCCAUCAUCGUAGUUGUUAUGAUUGUUUCCAACAGUACCUCAGAGUGGAAAUAUCUGAAUCUAGAGUUAACAUAGCUUGCCCUGAGUGUUCAGAACCUCUUCAUCCAAAUGACAUACAGAUGAUUUUAAAUGAUCAUAUUCAACUUGAAAAAUAUGAAGAUUUUAUGGUAAGACGAGUUCUCGCAGUUGAACCAGAUGCAAGAUGGUGUCCAGCACCGGAUUGCAGCUUUGCUGUGAUUGCAUCGGGCUGUGCUUCGUGUCCAAAAUUGCGAUGUGAGAGGCCUGGUUGCGAUUCUUAUUUCUGCUAUCACUGCAAGGCGAGGUGGCAUCCUAAUCAAACUUGCGAUGCUGCACGAGCUCAACGUUCACAAUAUUAUGAACGAAGCUCAUCUCUCAGUUUCAGUCAAAGCGACUCUCAACACAGAGAUGACAUCAAACCUUGCCCCAGAUGUCAAGUUCUUAUUUUUAAAAUGGAUGAUGGUAGCUGUAAUCAUAUGACAUGUACUAUGUGUGCUGUGGAAUUCUGUUGGCUAUGCAUGAAAGAAAUCAGCGAUCUUCAUUAUCUAAGUCCGUCCGGAUGCACAUUUUGGGGUAAAAAGCCAUGGUCUCGCAAAAAGAAAAUUCUUUGGCAACUCGGUACACUCGUCGGUGCUCCAGUCGGCAUUGGCCUUGUUGCUGGCAUUGCCGUGCCUGCUAUGAUCAUAGGCAUUCCCGUUUGGGUUGGACAGAAGUUGUACACAAGAUAUCAAAAGGCCAACAAGCACAAAAGGAAUGCAUUCGUAGCUGGUGGAGUUACCGCGUCGAUCCUGGUGUCGCCAUUGAUAGCUGGAUUAGCGGUGGGCAUCGGAGUGCCGAUUCUGCUGUUCUACGUUUACGGCGUCGUGCCAGUGUCACUGUGUCGCAGCGGAGGUUGCGGAGUGUCGACUAGCGGCUCCGGUGUGCGUUUCGAGUUCGACGACGAGAAUGAGCUGAUGGGUGCUCUCGGCGUCAGGAACACCGGAGAUGCAGCUUCGAUAGAUGUGGCGAGCCACCGAGGUGGAAAUCCGUCAAUAGGAGAGGCCUCGUUGUCGCUCGGCAGUGGCAGUCAGCUUGAGAAGCUCGGACGAGAGAAUGACCGCGAGAGCGCCAGUAAUGUUGCCCUCGCUGGCACCAGCCUCGCAGGCAGCAUCGCCUCCAGCGUUCUUCCUGGCGGUCAAAGAUUGGAAGUCCAGGCAGACGUGACAUCGGCGCAACGAUUCAGUCUGUGUAGCGAGACAGCAUCAGCGGCUACCAGCCUCUCGGAAAAAUCCGUCAACGCAUCAAUCGCUCCAGACGACGGUUCAGCGUCGACCCGCACUCUGGCCGGUUCAGUUCUGAACAUCAAGCUCGACUCUGCAGCGUGCGCGACCAACGAAUCUUCCACCCAGGUGGAUUUGUCCUCGGGUCAAGCAGCGUCUCUGAGUUCGCUUGAAGAGAUGACACCAGGCAAUCUGGCGAAACGUGCACGUCGUCGUCCAGUCGACAAGCAACAAACGAGCGACUCGAGUGCCGAUGACGGUGGCAGUGAACGGGUUAGAUUUGACCACCACGUGAGCUUCAUCGAGGAAGCCAACACCACUGGCAGAGGUCAUUCGAGGCGCAAGCGAGGACAACAGGAGAACAGCACCGAGGAGCCGCAGCAGAAACCCUUGAGGUCUCCGAACGGUGACUCGAAUUCGCCGGAAUUAUUCACAGAAGAGCCAGCGAAAGAACGUAUGAACGUGACAGCAUUGAAAAAUAUCUUUUUUCAUAACUCUUCAACAUGUUCAGAUCGUGAAAAACGCUUACCAGUCAUAGAAGAACCUACUUCAGUUACCUUACAGGCUAAUUCUGCAUACUUGAACACACAUCAGAUAGACGAUACAAGUAACGAAAUAAAGUCAGAUGAAAAUUAAAAUUUGAU